This is a messenger RNA of Myxocyprinus asiaticus (Chinese sucker), 506 nucleotides long. It is a transcript of the gene ccl27a, whose product is annotated as chemokine (C-C motif) ligand 27a. Gene Ontology annotation, biological process: immune response. The record is from RefSeq and is a predicted model, not a curated record. Gene Ontology annotation, cellular component: extracellular region. Lineage: Eukaryota; Metazoa; Chordata; Actinopteri; Cypriniformes; Catostomidae. Gene Ontology annotation, molecular function: chemokine activity. Bases 32 to 289 code for a protein of 85 amino acids. The transcript is spliced from 3 exons.
UCUUUUAUUCAGUCUCAUUGUUGUUUGAACCAUGGAGCUGAAAACCACCUCUCUUCUGCUGCUCGUCCUGUGCGCGGCGAUUCUCACCAGCACUGAAGGUGCCAUUCCAAAAUGCUGUGUGGAGCUUUCAAAGAAUAUUCCCCGACAAAUGUUGCUGAAAGUUUCCAAAUAUGAGAUACAGACGAAAUAUGGUGUCUGUGACAUCGAUGCAGUGAUAAUACAUCUCAACGGCAAAAGAAUCUGUGCUCAUCCCAAAGUGAAGAAACUCUUGAGGAAAAUAAAUAAAUAAAAAAGCAAAACAAAUCGGCAUAAAAGCAAACAGGGAAAUGAAAUAAACACUUUGAUCUUGACAUUGGCAUUAAAUGAUGUGGCAUUGAUCUAAAUGACACUUUUUACUUGUUCAGCUUCACUUUACUGAUAGAUCCAUCCAUUAUGUGCUCCAGUUUAUAUAUGAUUUUUUUAUGCUUUUUCAUCAAAUAAAAUAAUCUUCAGUUUUGGCUGUGUGU